CCUGAAACGAGUCAUUCCCGCAAAAAGGCAUUGCCAACUUAGUGUAAGUAGAAUCUGAAUGAACAGAGGAAACAGAAAGAGGCUGUUUCACUAAGAGCCUUGAUAUUCCUGCCCUCCCAUGUUCGCUCCUUCAUGUCUUUUGUUGUGGACACUGGCUGCGCUGGUUGGACACCUUGAGACAAUCUCAGUGACUUUUUGAUUAUGGACAUAGAGACACUGUAGAGCCCUACACACUGCAUGAACACUCGACUUGCUGAUGGAAGUUGUGCAGCAGGACUGAUCGUCGAGUCGGAUCAAAGGGACACUCACUACUGGGGAGUGGCAGAAGAGUCACUGUCGUCUCCCACGGGCCCCGCCCCCAUGGACCUGCGUGUAGGCGAGCGUCUGGUGCGUCCAGGUUCGGACACGGCCUUCCUGUCCCCUCUGCACCCCCCUCUGCUGAUCGGUCCCUUCAAUCCGCAACACUGUUCCCAGUACAGCCAGCCGCAGCUGCAGCAUAUACAGCAGUAUAACAUGGAGCAGCACCUACGAGACCAGGAGCAAGCGAAACAACAGCUACAGCAGCUCAAACACAAGGACAAGAGUCAACAGAGUGCUGUGGCCAGUGCGUUGGUGAAGCAGAAACUGGCGCAAGUGAUUCUGAAGAAACAGAAACAGGCGGUCCUGGAGAGGACAAACUCCAACCCUCUGAGCAGCCCGUCGGUGGCCUACCGGGAGUUGGUUCCAGAUCCCAGCGCUCCCCUACAACCUCUCAUGUCCUCCACAAAACCAACUCUCAGAGAAGGACCUGACGAAACGCCCCUGAGACGAGCAACCUCAGAGCCCAACCUGAAGGUGAAGCAUAAGUUAAAGAAGCAUCUGAACACCCGUAAGAGCCCGCUGACACGCAAAGAGAGCGCACCGCCCACCGUCAAGCACCGCGCUCCUGAUACGCUGGAUUCGUCCCCCAGCAGCAGUAGCACUCCAGUAUCUGGCUGCAGCUCUCCAAACGACAGCCUGCCCAAUGAGAACGGAACGCUGCCCGCUGCUGCCAGCCUGUCCCAUGAGGCUCAGAGGCUGCUGUUGCAGGACGGGUCUUUAGCUCACUUCACAGUGCAGAAUCCGUCCAGUCUGCCGACCAUCACACUAGGCCUCCCCGCCAACACCAAGGCGGAGAGCGAGUUGGGCUCAUUGAAGCUGGGUCGUGUGCCGGUGGUGCCGGGUGGUUCUCCGCUGCUGGUUCCCUUGGGUGUGGAAGAGCAGACAGGACAGCUCAUGCAGCCCGUCCUCAUCCUGGAGCCCUCUGGACUCGUACACACCCCUUUGUUGGCCGUUCCAGGUCUGAGUGAGCCGCUGCCCCAGUCCCGCGCCCUCCAUCCUCACCUGCUCCAGCAGCAGCAGCACAGCGCACAGUUGCUGGAGAGACUCAAACAGCAGACGCACCUGGGCAAGCUCAUGUCGAAGUCCAGCGAGAAGCCUCGUCUCCGGCAGAUCCCCUCAGAGGACAUGGACUCAGAGGAGGUGGGGCCGUCAGCUGGCGACGCCCACCAGGGCAGGGGCAGGGCGGAGUCACAGAGAGAGCUGGAGUGUCAGGAGGAGCAGAUCAACCUGCAGCACACCCUCAUUCUCAACCAGUCACGUCUGUGGGAAACACAAAAACAACUUCAGCAGCUCCGCAGACAGACGGCUCACAUGGAGACAUUGGCGGUACCCAUGAUGAUCGGCGGCAUGCACCGGCCGCUCUCUCGUACGCAGUCGUCUCCUGCUUCCACCUCACUGACGCUGCCGGACAAAGCCUUGCCUCUGACCACGGCAACAGAGCCACCCCAGAGCCAACCCCGCUUCACCACGGGUCUGGUGUACGACUCCCAAAUGCUGAAGCACCAAUGCACGUGUGGAGACAACAGCAGCCACCCGGAGCAUGCUGGGAGAAUCCAGAGCAUCUGGUCCCGCUUGCAGGAGAGGGGCCUCAGGGGCCAGUGUGAGAGUAUUCGAGGAAGGAAGGCCACCCUAGAAGAGUUACAGUCUGUCCACACGGAGCGUCACGUCCUGCUGUACGGCACCAAUCCACUCAACCGCCUCAAACUGGACAAUCGCAAACUGGCCGGCAUACUGUCACAGCGGAUGUUCGUCAUGCUGCCCUGUGGGGGAGUCGGGGUGGACAACGACACCAUCUGGAACGAGAUGCACACCUCCACAGCGUCUCGCAUGGCGGCCGGGAGCGUGACGGAGCUGGCCUUCAGAGUGGCUAAAGGAGAGCUCAAGAACGGCUUUGCUGUGGUUAGGCCACCAGGACAUCACGCAGACCCGUCAAACCCCAUGGGUUUUUGUUUCUUCAACUCUGUGGCGAUCGCUGCUAAGCAGCUCCAGCAGAAACUCAGUGCCAGUAAAAUCCUCAUCGUUGACUGGGACGUUCACCAUGGCAACGGCACCCAGGAAAUCUUCUACAAUGACCCAAGCAUCCUCUACAUCUCCCUCCAUCGCUACGACAAUGGAAACUUCUUCCCCGGAAGUGGUGGACCGGCAGAGGUGGGUUCUGGUGCCGGUGAGGGUUUUAACGUUAAUGUGGCGUGGACCGGUGGACUGGAUCCUCCCAUGGGCGAUGCAGAGUACCUGGCUGCAUUCAGGACGGUGGUGAUGCCCAUUGCUCAGGAGUUUUCCCCAGACGUGGUGUUGGUCUCUUCAGGGUUUGAUGCUGCAGAAGGACACCCUGCUCCUUUAGGAGGAUACAAAGUCACUGCUAAAUGUUUUGGGAUUUUGACUCGGCAGCUGAUGACGUUAGCAGGAGGACGCGUGGUUCUAGCAUUAGAGGGAGGUCACGACCUCACAGCCAUAUGUGAUGCUUCUGAGGCCUGUGUCAGUGCUCUGCUGGGGCGGGAGGAGCCUCUUCCUGAGUCGACUCUACUGCAGACGCCCAAUGCCAACGGAGUGCUUUCACUGCAGAGAGUUCUACAAAUACAGAGUCAGUAUUGGUCGUCCCUCAAGCCGUUGGUGAGCACAGUGGGUAUGUCAUUUCUGGGUGCCCAGAGGAAAGACUGUGAGGAAACAGACACAGUGAAUGCGAUGGCGUCCCUCUCUGUGGGGGUCUUGACCAACAAAAGCCUUGCUGAUGAACCCAUGGAGCACGACGAAGACUCCCUUUAAACCAGGUCUUUACUUGUCUGAAAAACUGUCCAAUACCAAAUGGCGCUCCACAUCAUGUGAACGAGCCGUGCCUCAGACCAGCAGUGCCUCAGGGGGCGUGGCUUCCUCAUCAUGGCCCCUCCCCCAAAGACGCCACCUCAACACUGACCACCAGCGCAGCACGGCUAAGCUAACAACCCGCAGCUACAGAUCAGUUGGGGCUCUGGGAUCCACAUCAUCGUCUCCUUUCAAGUACCACACAAACAAUCACACUAGAACGGAUGAGGCCACUUUGUGCGUUAGUGUGUUUUUAACAUUCACUAAAAGGAUGCGCUCAAGAACUCGCAAAUAUUCACCUCUGGUGCCUCAAAAGAGACUAUUUACUUUAGCUGGAGAUGCGAAACAAGAUUUGUGGGAACGGUUGAGGAUUAUUUAACCUUUUUUAAAGGCAGCCCACUUUACAAGUGAACUAUUGAAGUGCUGAGAGAAAAUGAGGGGUUUUCCUUGCACCUGGCAACCACAAAGUGUCUCCACUCUAUGAUGUCAUUACUAUUAACCAAUUUAACCACUAAAGAAGAAGAAGAAGAAGAAGAAGAAAUAACGAUCUUGACAACUGUGGGUUUUAUAAAUCUUAAUUUUUUUUGCACUGUGCAUUCCAUAAUGUGAACCGUGAAAUUUUCCAAACCUCUGGGAAAAAAAAGGUCUAAUUCUGUAUCUAGUUUUACGCUUAACGUUCUUUUUUUAAAGUGAAGCAAAAAAACAGUUGCAUUCUUGUCAAGUUCAGUUACAUUCUACCUGCAUUCCCAGCAUGAAGGUUGUAAACUUGAAUACUUCAAGAUACUUCUUUGUACUGAUUCUGUGUAUCUGAUUUAAUGUUACGCCUCAUGUUUUUUAAGGCCAGAGGGACAAACCAGCUAUCAGCAAGUUAAUUGCACACACCCACCCAAAACACACACAUAUACGUCCAUAUUUCUGUGCACGCAAACACACGUCGCAUCCAUAUGACCACUGUACUUUUAAUAUCGUGGACACAGGAAGUGCUUACACUUUCCCUAGACUAACUAUAACGCAAAGUAGAUCAGUCUUUCUUUAGACCAAACUAAUAUGAAUAUGAUUUUUAUAUGUGUGUGCGUGUGUAUCUAUCAGUCAUAUAUUUUGUCUGUUCUGUAUUCACAAACAAACCUCAAUUGACCACAAGCAAAAACGCAAAACGACAUUUGAAUGGACUCUUGAAGCCACUUUAAUGUUAAAACAAUUCUGUAUUUUUCAUUGAUCUUUGUUGUUUUGGACAAGGGAAAUAACCAGCAUUUAACCUGUGGAGGAGACGUUUCUAAAGUUGGUGUGCAUUUAAUGAUUUUCUUUCAUUGCUGUGCACUUAGAAAUUACUGAGGGUUUUUUUUUUGUUGUUUUUUUGUUUUUUACGAGGGAUGCAUUGUUUUUGGAUGGCGUUCUGUUUUCCACAGCCUGCACAUAGAUGUCUAAUUCACACCAGUUGUGUGGAUGAACUUUAUAGUGAUAUUAAAUAUGUCUCUCAGCCGCUGGGAUUCACAUUUACGCCAUCUUCAAUGAACCGAAAUAAAUGUUAACCGAAAUGGACAGACCUCUUCAUAUACUGUGCCACUCAUCAGCACAUUCAGUUUCAAAAACCAUAUCACUUACUAUAUGCUUUCUAAACAAAAGAUUGGCCAAAAUUUUGUCGGCUACGUUCUGGUUGCAUAAUCCUGACAGGUCAAACCGCCGAGAAUAAUGCGCUGGAAGUUAUCGUCCACAUGCUGUAUCAAUAUCUCAAAGUGAAAGUGUGCUGUCUGGAUGGUCGGGACAUUACAUUGGACUAGUAGCACAGUUCAUGGUGCUUGUUUGACUUUAGUGUUGUGCUUUUGGGUUGAUGAACGCCCCGACGGCUCGGAUUUUUAGCAUGACUUGGAUGACAAUGACCAAAUCUCAUUUUUUUUGAGUCUGCACAACCCUUUACCUCUGUAUUUACAACCAAAUACAGCGUUAACAUUCUUUCUUGCAUUCACUACAAGAAACAAUCGUGACCUGACAAAUUGCUGUUAUUUCGAACACGUGGAAUAAAAAGAGGCAUUCCUAUACAGAUUUUCAUAAUGCUGCAGCUGUAAGUGCUCAGCACCUUCCCGACUAAUGAGUCUUUACUUCAUCCCUCUUUAUUUUGUACCAAACCACUGUGGAUAGUUUGUAUGAUUCCAUGUAUAUAGUACCAUCCUCCCAUUUAUCGAUGUGUUGUGUUCAUAUGGCUGAGGUUUUCAUGAAGACCCUGGGUAGCCUUUGCCCAUCAGACCCCCAUGAAGACUGUUGUAAAAUAGAGCAGAUGCAGACGUUCACCCAUUAAUGAAGUCAUAGCUAAUCUCUCUGAACUAGCGGCGAUCUUGCUGCAUAUUUAUAGUACUUCAAACAGUGCACUUGCAUUUCACUAGCAACAAAACAUACCUGCUCACCUUCAACGAUUGAUAAAAACCAGAAAUCGCCUUGGUUAACGACUUAAUUAGACAGCACUUAGUGACAGUUUCGCCGGGCCGUUCUGACUGUGACUACAAACAGAUCUUGACAUUCCGUUGCAGUUUGGACACUGAUAUUCGUCUUAUAUACAGUUAUAUUUUAGUGGUGUAUUUUUACAAUAGCUUUGUGCAUUUGUACUGUUUUGAUAUACCUCUCAAAGCGCUUGUAUUCUCUUGUCUCUCCAAACCCUUUAUGAAGUAAAAUGGAGAGCGUGUGCUGAUGUCUUCACUUCUGUAAAAGCAAACCAGCGCCGUCUUAAUUUCUGUCAUUUACUCCCCUUUGCCUUGUUGUAUGGACAAUGUAAAUAGUUACCUACGACCAAAAGACUUCACUUAUGUGCCUUGAAGAGUACUUCACCUGUCAACCCCACUAACUGGAUCUGUUUAACAAAGAAUAACAGAAAUUAUGUUUUCGAAUCUUCCUGUACUUAUCGAUUCCCCCGUUUAUUUCCGAUUUCUUUUGUUUCUCUGUGUAUAGAAAAGAAUGUCUAUUUUGUACUGUUUCUAUCUUCCUAAUUAAAAUGAAAAGCAUUUUUUGUUUGCCUGAA
Megalobrama amblycephala (Wuchang bream) is the source of this 6166-nucleotide messenger RNA. RefSeq names its product histone deacetylase 7a (gene hdac7a). Gene Ontology annotation, molecular function: histone deacetylase activity. Gene Ontology annotation, biological process: negative regulation of transcription by RNA polymerase II; chromatin organization. The record is from RefSeq and is a predicted model, not a curated record. Lineage: Eukaryota; Metazoa; Chordata; Actinopteri; Cypriniformes; Xenocyprididae. Gene Ontology annotation, cellular component: histone deacetylase complex.